CGAACCCAUCUCAUCUGCGUCAAGCCGGCGUUCGAGCCGUUCUACUCAACUCAAGAAGGGCAUUUUGCCCUCUGCUCUUACUGCUGUCCCCACGUUCAACCCCUCCGCUGAUGACCCAACUAUUGCAUCGAUUCCAUUGAACGGGUUGGGCAGGUGUUUGGUUGGGACGACCCCACCAAGCUAGCCAUUGCCCGCUGUCGCCUACUUCAUUCUGCCAAAGUAUCGGACUCUGGUAAGGAGCUUGAUACCUUGGACAAGUUCAGUAAAGCUUUCCUCGACCGCUAUGCCCAGCAGGAAACAGAAAUCUACGGCCAACUGGCAUCAUGCCGCCAGGGCCUGCGAGAGUCUGUACGCGACAACUCCGACCGUUUCCGCCAUCUAUUUGCCCGUCAUGACAAGCCUGGCCGCGACUACAAGCUGAACAAUAGCUGAACAAUAGCUGAACAAUAGCUGAACCGACCACCCACCCACCCACAACAUGUAAAAUAGCCUGUCGCCGCGUUUCAAGCCAUGUCGACAAACGACAAUAGUUGGUACAAGUACGUUGAACAAACCCAGAGGGAGCCGGAAAAGCCAUGUGCCGGCGGCCUGGUCCUCGCGUUCCUGAGCAAGCUGGAGGAGCUCAGGACACAGACCGAGCUCAACACCAGUGCUGUAGCAGUUCUGAGAGAGCGUCAAGCUAGCUCGGAAAAGCGGGUAGCUGAGGUAGAGUCUAAGAUCAAACACAAUGUCGCACAGCCAGUGUCCGCGAACAGCUUUUACUUCACAGAUAGGCUGAUCAUCAAGGGCAACAUGAGCAAUACCAGCGCAGAGACGCUAAGCAAGAUAGUUUGCACAAAACUCAGCAGUGACGAGGUCCACAUCGCGAACCUGACGGUCCGCAAGCGCAGUUCCCGCCUUGCAGUGCUCUAUCUGGGGGCAUGCCAGGACCUCCGCGGGAACCUCCUGGCCACGCGGCUGAAGCUCCAGGGCACCGGCUUCAAGCUGGACGACUGCCUCACGACCACAGGCCUGGCGGAGCGGCGGCGGCUUCAAACCACCCACGACGAAGCAUACCAGGCCGGUAUGCGCCCGGAGUGGCGGCGUGGGGCACUGCUGUAUGCGAGGCCGGAGCCCAGCGCACCGGCCGUGCCAUGGGCGGACCUGGGCUACGGAUCGGGCUCGGACAUGGACGCGGAGGCAGAGUUCGUGCCCAGCGGAGGGGAGCGCACGCCGCCGCACCAGCAGCCGCCACCGCCACCGCCCCCUAAGCCUGGACAGCAGCAGCAGCAGCAGCAGCAGCGGCAGCAGGAUCAGGGCACCAGUCAGGGUCAGGCGGGAGGCUCCUGGGCAGCCCGCGUGGCCAACUCGGGCUCGUCUCCCACCUCACCAGUUCGGCCCUUCCACGGCUUCUCGUCUGCCACACCGGGGUGGUCGUCCCGGGGUCCGCUACCUGCCUCCCCAAUUCGGCCUUUCCAGGGCUUCACACGCUACGAGCCGGCAUCAACGCACCAACCGGGCGAUAAGCGAGGCUCCCGUACACCGCAGAGCACUGAGCAGGCAAGGCUGCCCAAGCCUGCAAAGCCCUCUGCACACGCCACGGUGGCGGACGUGAGGAACCACGCGCCCACGCGCGCGGCAGACCUACCGCGGUCGAAGCGAGACCCCAGGGCACCGCAGCAGCAGGCGCAGGCACAGGCGCAGGCGCAGGCGCAGGCGCAGGCGCAGGCCCAGGUGCAGGCGCAGGCGCAGGCCCAGGUGCAGGCGCAGGCGCAAGCGCAGGCGCAGGUGCAGGCACAGGCGCAGGCGCAGAUGCAGGCGCAAGCGCAGGUACAGGCACAGGCGCAGACGCAGAAGCCGGCGCAGGGGCAGGCGGCGCUGUUCGCCGCUGCGUACACAGAGUACAAAGCGGCACAGCCGGCCGACCCCGCCGCCGCAGAGCGCCUCGACGGAGCCAGUGGCAGGUGACUUCAGGGUCAGCGCUGGGGGGGAGGUGCUCGCAGUGCCAGCAAACCCGAAAGGGAAGAGCGCUGUGGACGACGAUGGGUGGCAAGUACAGCUCGGACGCAGCCAGGCCGGAAGGGGAGGUGGUAGCAGCACUGGCAGGGGUGGAGGCAGGGCCGGAGGACGCACAGCGGGCGGUGGCAGGGCCAGGGGCGCCGGACACACGACGACAGGGGUGAAUCGAUUUGUACCGCUGCACGACAUGGGUCUGAGCGCGGAUACGGAUACGGACAUGGGUAAUGCCCAGGAUUAGUGGGACGGGGGCCGGGGAGGCAUAAGUGUCUGGGCAUGGAACGCUCACGGACUUCUCACUGGAGGCUCUUGCAAGCUUCACGACCGCAACAUCAAUAAAGCCGCACGAGCGCACGACAUCCUGGUCAUUUCCGAAGCACACCUAACACAUCGUGUGCCAGACGGCCGUAUAGAACUAGACGGAUACGCAGUCUUUCGUGCACAUAGAUCGCAAGAAGCUAUAAGGUCGGAUUUUGGCGGCGUUGCAGUUUAUGUGCGUGAGUGUCUGAUGGGCGGAGUGAUGCAUUUAAGGACAGACGUGAGUCUUACAGGGUGUGAAGUCGUGUGGAUGCGGAUACGUUCCAAAGAUGGAGACAGCCUGCUUUUAGGAUGUUGUUACCUUGCGCCGGAAACCUCGCGCGUAUACAAGGACGGCGGCAAAACGCGUGUGGCAAGGGAAGCCACAGCUGAGGCCGUCUUUGGAAGGCUCCAGCAGGCUAUCUCGGCGAUGCGGCAGAACGGCGAAGAGGUGCUACUAGUAGGUGACCUCAAUGCGCGUAUGCCGGCAGGGCUUAGAGAUAUACCGGAUCUCGACCAACUAGCAGCGCUUGAACAAGUGGAGCAUAUCACGGCACUGGGUGGAGCACUCACGUCGAUGCCUAGUCCAGAGGAUUACGCGGGGUUGCCGGCCAGGGCUUCUCAGGAUAAGCACGCAAACUGUUUUGGCGAAUUUCUAGCGCGUAUGUGCCGUUCUCAAGGUUUUGUGUUACUGAACGGCAGGGCACCAGGGGAUGAGUCGGGUCGAAUCACCU
Messenger RNA from Chlamydomonas reinhardtii, 3026 nucleotides. RefSeq lists its product as uncharacterized. The record is from RefSeq and is a predicted model, not a curated record. The coding region runs from base 793 to 1947 and encodes 384 amino acids. The transcript has 2 exons. Lineage: Eukaryota; Viridiplantae; Chlorophyta; Chlorophyceae; Chlamydomonadales; Chlamydomonadaceae.